UUCUUCUGCGCCUGCGCGGCCCGGGUCACUUCGCUGGCUGCUCCAAGGCUCCCGGUUCGCCGCCAUCUUGUGUUGGGGCUUCAUUGUUCGCGCUGGGCCGGGUGGUUUAGUGUAAUUGCCGCCGAAGCAGGGGGCGGAGUAACCUCUGGUCCGCCGAGAAACCCCGCUAUUUCACAGACAUAGCAGCUCGAAAGAUUUGUGAGGUAGUAAAGGGUAGAGAGCUGGACCCGGAGGCGCCGCCGCGACAGCAGCAGCCAUGGAGGACGAAAUGCCUAAGACUCUAUAUGUUGGUAACCUUUCCCGAGAUGUGACAGAAGCUUUAAUUCUCCAGCUCUUUAGCCAGAUUGGACCUUGUAAAAACUGCAAAAUGAUUAUGGAUACAGCUGGAAAUGAUCCAUAUUGUUUUGUGGAGUUUUAUGAGCAUCGUCAUGCAGCUGCAGCACUAGCUGCUAUGAAUGGGCGGAAGAUAAUGGGUAAGGAAGUCAAAGUGAAUUGGGCAACAACCCCCAGCAGUCAAAAGAAAGAUACAAGCAGUAGUACCGUUGUCAGCACACAGCGUUCACAAGAUCAUUUCCAUGUCUUUGUUGGUGAUCUCAGUCCAGAAAUUACAACUGAAGACAUAAAAGCUGCUUUUGCACCAUUUGGAAGAAUAUCAGAUGCCCGAGUGGUAAAAGACAUGGCAACAGGAAAGUCUAAGGGAUAUGGCUUUGUCUCCUUUUUCAACAAAUGGGAUGCUGAAAACGCCAUUCAACAGAUGGGUGGCCAGUGGCUUGGUGGAAGACAAAUCAGAACUAACUGGGCAACCCGAAAGCCUCCAGCUCCAAAGAGUACAUAUGAGUCAAACACCAAACAGCUAUCAUAUGAUGAGGUCGUAAAUCAGUCUAGUCCAAGCAACUGUACUGUAUAUUGUGGAGGUGUCACUUCUGGGCUAACAGAACAACUAAUGCGUCAGACUUUUUCACCAUUUGGGCAAAUAAUGGAAAUUCGAGUCUUUCCAGAUAAAGGAUAUUCUUUUGUUCGGUUCAAUUCCCAUGAAAGUGCAGCACAUGCAAUUGUUUCUGUUAACGGAACUACCAUUGAAGGCCAUGUUGUGAAAUGCUACUGGGGCAAAGAAACUCUUGAUAUGAUAAAUCCCGUGCAACAGAAUCAAAUUGGAUAUCCACAAGCUUAUGGCCAGUGGGGCCAGUGGUAUGGGAAUGCACAACAAAUUGGCCAAUAUAUGCCUAAUGGUUGGCAAGUACCUGCAUAUGGAAUGUAUGGCCAGCCUUGGAACCAGCAGGGAUUUAAUCAGACACAGUCUUCUGCACCGUGGAUGGGACCAAAUUAUGGAGUGCAGCCGCCUCCAGGACAGAAUGGCAGCAUGAUGCCUAAUCAGCCUGCAGGGUAUCGAGUCGCAGGGUAUGAAACCCAGUGAAAAAGGACUCCAGAAUCUAAAGCCAGUGGCUUAAGGCUACAGGGAGUGUAGUAAAGCCGUUGUUUACUUAAAGAUUUAUCAAAUCAGUCAGUGCAAAUGUCAGAUACAAUGUAUUUAUUUAAAAGAUUCAUUUUUUAAUCAUGAAAUUACUUACCAUCCGCAUUGUUUUAAAAAGAAACAAUACGCUGGAUGUCUGCCAAUUUUUGCCUUCAUUACCUUUUUUGAUAAAGUUUCUCAAAUCCUUGUUUCAAAUACAAAUGCAGGGAUUGCUGCCACUUUUUUAAAAUUGAGGCAGAAAAUUGCACAAUGUUGAACUUUUUUCCACUGAAGUAGUGUGCAGUUCUAGUUUGCAUUCCUGAUAUGAUUUAAAACAUGUAAUAUAAAGAUGUAAAAAAAAAAAGAAAAAAGGAAAACCAAAACUGUGCAGAGUCUAGAAGUUCUUUGUAAUCUUCAGCUUAUGCACAAUUCUAUUUUAGGUUUUUUUGAAAUAGGCAUUGUUUGAGCUGUCCCAUCUCCACUGUUUUCCCUUUGGGGUUUUUAAAUAUAAGUUAUUAGUUUACAUCAUUUUUGUAUCUACAUUUUUUUCACAAAUUUGUCUUGCCUUAUUAAAGUUCUAUAAAGUAUACUUAAAUGGAAAAAAAUGAUCUUUAGAUUGAAAACUUUUCUCAGAUGGAUUGAUAAUUGCAUUCAUCUUGUGUUUUAUAUGAGAAGGUGCCUCAAGAAUUCCCUGUUGAAUUUGUUUAAAAGGGUUUUUAUCUUCUGUGAUAAACUUUGCUGUGUACCAGGAAAUAUAAAAACAAAAACUUGUUACUAAAGAAAAUCUCUGAAAUGUGAUAAGUUCUUAUGAACCCAUGUUAAUUUCAUGUGUCAACUUCUACAUUUACAUGUAUCAUUUCAUUAUGUAAAAUGUUUUAGCAAUUUAAUAUUUUGCACAGUUAGCAAACUUUGUAUGUCAUUUCCUCCUUAAAGGCAUCAUGCAGAGUUGACAGGAGAUUUAUAAGGUUUUGUUUGCAUGUGAAUAUCCAAUACACACUUUGGUAGUCUUUGAAUACAAAGUCAUCUGCUCUUGUUUUUCAAGAACUUUGAGACACAAAGUUUUAUGUAAAGAAAUAUAUUAAUUUGCCAUAUUCUAGUUAUAUUUACUCAAAAAGAGUAAAUCAACUUGAUUUUAAUAUGUACAAAUGAUAGCUGUGAAACUGUAGAAUAUCCUUAUGUCAGGCUUGGAGUUUCUUGUGAACUCCAAAAUUAGCCUGAAUGACCAGCCGGGCAAAGCAUUUUUUAAAUGUUCAGAGGCCAAAAGAUAAACAAACAAAAAACCGUGAAAUCCUACCUCCUUAAACAGCCUUCAAAGAGGAGAAUCCUCAGUGCAAUCAUUACUUUGAUUCUUUUGGUACCUGUUUUCCUGGAGUUCCCAAUUUUAUUAUUUUGGGGUGGCUCCGAGCAUUAAGAGGUUUAAUCUUUGAUGGCAUUGUUCUAGUUUUGAAAUUUCUAGUAUAUUUCAGUCUCUUAGAAGAAUUGUGGGAGAUUUUGUUUUGUUUUGUUUUCAGCGAAAGUCACAAACUCUCCUCUUCUUUGACUCACAAAGGGGAAGGGUCCCCAGUAUACAUAUUUGGAUGCUUCGUUGUUUUUAAGACCAGAGAGCUCCUGGUGUUUUAUUUAGGAACAGAAAAGGCCCAUGGAAUCCUAAGAGUUUCCUGGCCUGUAUCCUCCAGGUAGGAGCAGAUGACUCGAAGCUGGUCUCUAAGCCAAUACUCCUGUAAACCAGAGCCCAGGAAAGACAGCUCAUAAAUGUAUAAUUCUCUGGAGCUCAAUUCUAUGCAGUUGUACUGAUGUUUCAUCAAGUCACUGUGUAUUUUCUAAGUGUUGAUACAUUAAAAGUUGCUUUAUGGAAGAUGAGUAAAUUUUUUAAACACUUGGAAAUUUUAUUUCCUUGUUAAUUAACCUUCUACAGAUCAGGGCAUGCAACCAAAAGCAGCUUAAAUACUCAAAAAAUAAAAUAACAGGAUGCUGUUUUUAGAUUCUUCUGGUUUAUGUUCCUAUUUUAGGACCCUCACUUUUCUCUUAUUCAAAAGUAUUUUAUGUCCUAUACAUCUGUGGAUUGCAGGGUAAAUUAUUUGGGCAUAAAUAAUCCAAGUAAAAGUAUAGUUUUUCUUUCAUCUUGACUAUCUCAAGAAAUAACACUUUUUAUUAGCCAAUAUUUUCUUAUUGCACAAUUCUAAAAUGUACAUUGACUACUUUUUGAGAAGAAAGUAGCAUUACUCAAAGGCUUAUUACUACUGAACAAAUUUGCAAUUCAGGAACAUUGCUAACUUUGCUUUAAAUCUUACUCUCAGUGUUAAAUCAUUUAAAAAAUUUACAGUCUAAAAAUCAUACUGGUAUUAGUAUCAGGUAAGGAAAUUAAAGUUUUUUAAAUGGAUUCAUUCUCUGCAAUAAGCAUUCAGAUUUUACUUUAAAAUACAUCUGGUACUGUAAAGAACCUAAAGUGGUUCACACUUAAUGGGUCAUUAAUCCAGUAUUCUUUGCCCUGACUGUUUGGAUAUUAAAGUUCCUUUAUGUUUUCUAUAACCUUUGGGAUCUUCUUGCAGUGAUUAUUGUGUGUGAGAGAUUUUUUUUUCUUUUUGGUCUAGUCAUAUUGUUAUAUUCACUCAGGUAUUUGUUAGAUUUCUUUUUAAUCUUAUUUCAGAAACCAUGGUUUGCAUUGGGUUACUGUUUGAUACCACAAAGAAUUGCUGUAGAUUUAACUCACUAUGAAAUCAGGAUCUCAUUUUCCUUGUUAAUAUUCUCUCCCUGUUGAAAAUGAGAUUCACAUUCUAGUUUUAUUCUUCUCCUGUUUUGUCCCUGUGCUUACUCAGCUUCCUUUUGUAUGUAUUAGAGUUCUAUUACUUUUGAGAAGGCAGUUGAUAAGGACUAGUUUGCAUACACAAAGAGAGUUAAGUUUACCAAGAGCUACAGGGUGCUCUUGAGGUUACAGUUGAAUUGGAAAAAUAAAAUGUGUUUGUAGGAAAUAAAGAACAAACCCUU
This is a messenger RNA of Balaenoptera musculus (blue whale), 4435 nucleotides long. It is a transcript of the gene TIA1, whose product is annotated as TIA1 cytotoxic granule associated RNA binding protein. The transcript has 13 exons. NCBI's taxonomy places the organism in Eukaryota, Metazoa, Chordata, Mammalia, Artiodactyla, Balaenopteridae. Gene Ontology annotation, biological process: cytoplasmic stress granule assembly; regulation of mRNA stability; nuclear-transcribed mRNA catabolic process, nonsense-mediated decay. Bases 257 to 1414 code for a protein of 385 amino acids. The record is from RefSeq and is a predicted model, not a curated record. Gene Ontology annotation, cellular component: cytoplasmic stress granule. Gene Ontology annotation, molecular function: mRNA binding.